GAACUCGUCGCUUUGUCUUUGUUUCGGUGGUGCAGCCAUCUGGCUCGGUCAGCUGUUUGUGAAUUGGCGAAAAUACGAUGGCUGCUGGGUGUUGUGGCACGAAAAAGCAGAAAUUGAACAAUUCCUCGAGUGUCCCAUCGUGUAAUGGUACUUCGGUGGUGCCCAACGGCAUUCCCAACCCAGGCAUGGUGGCCUUGCCCGAGAUGUGCUUCUUUUGUUUCGACGUCCUCUACUGUCACUUGUACAACCUGGCCCCGCCGAAGACCCCCUCCUUCAGCAACGACGCAUACCCCCUGUUUGUCACCUGGAAGAUCGGCAAAGACAAGCGGCUGAGGGGCUGCAUUGGCACCUUCAACGCCAUGAAUCUGCAAUCGGGGCUGCGGGAGUACGCCGUCACGAGCGCCUUCAAAGACUCGCGGUUCAGUCCGGUGACACGCGAGGAGUUCCCCAAGUUGAGCGUCUCGGUGUCGAUUUUGAGGCAUUUUGAGGACGGGGACGACUACCUCGACUGGGAAGUGGGGGUGCAUGGGAUCAGGAUCGAGUUUAUCAACGAGAAGGGCAACAAGAGAACAGCGACGUACUUACCUGAAGUCGCCUCAGAACAAGGUUGGGAUCAACUGCAGACCAUCGACUCUCUCCUGCGCAAAGGGGGCUAUAAAUCGGUGAUAUCAAACGAAGUGCGUCGCAGCAUAAAACUGACUCGUUAUCAAAGUGAGAAAAUAACAGUGACUUAUCAAGAUUACAUGAACCAUUGGAACAGUCAGCGCUGCUAGCAGCUAAUGU
This is a messenger RNA of Tribolium madens (black flour beetle), 783 nucleotides long. RefSeq names its product AMMECR1-like protein. Lineage: Eukaryota; Metazoa; Arthropoda; Insecta; Coleoptera; Tenebrionidae. The transcript has 3 exons. The record is from RefSeq and is a predicted model, not a curated record. The coding region runs from base 78 to 773 and encodes 231 amino acids.